Messenger RNA from Cyclopterus lumpus (lumpfish), 2251 nucleotides. RefSeq names its product tRNA-yW synthesizing protein 3 homolog (S. cerevisiae) (gene tyw3). The transcript has 6 exons. The record is from RefSeq and is a predicted model, not a curated record. Gene Ontology annotation, molecular function: tRNA methyltransferase activity. NCBI's taxonomy places the organism in Eukaryota, Metazoa, Chordata, Actinopteri, Perciformes, Cyclopteridae. Gene Ontology annotation, cellular component: cytoplasm. Gene Ontology annotation, biological process: tRNA methylation.
CAUUAGCGGAGAUAUCUUGGCCGCUGAAGGAGAAACAACAGCGUGGGACAGCAGGGCUAGCAGCUAGCUGAUGUUUACAAAGUAUAGCACGUAAUGGGCGCCAUGGCGAUGGAGAAAACGUUCCGCCAGUGGAAGAAGCAAUGUCUGAACAAGCUGGACCCGAGUAAGAAGGGCAGCGUGGAUGAGGACAUCGUCCACGUGGUGUCUCUGCUCAACAGCUGUGAGGAGUACUUCACCACGAGCUCCUGCUCCGGCAGAGUCAUGCUCAUCGACGGGGCCCCAGAGAGCAGCGAUGUUCACAAACAGAAUUGCGUUUGGCUGUUUGUCUCACACCGGAAAUGCCAGUCGGAGGACCUGAGCCCACUGUGUGUUCGCAGAUGUCUGGCCAGGUCCAGAGGAGAUGCAGUGUUUAAGUUUGAGCCCUUUGUGCUCCACGUUCAGUGUCGGCGGCUGGAAGACGCUCAGCUGAUGCACUCAGUGGCCAUCGACUCUGGCUUCAGGAACUCUGGUCUCACUGUGAGCAAGACAGGAAGAUGAUCACGUGACUGUAUUUUGUCCCUCUAGGCGGUCCGUAGCACCCACGGCCUGGAAGUUCCUCUCAGCCACGAAGGAAAGCUCCUGGUUGAACAGGAGUACAUCCAUUUCCUUACUCGGAUAGCCAAUCAGAAGGCGGAAGAGAACCAGAGACGGAUCCACAGGUUCUACCAGAAUCUCCAGUCAGCUCUAACUACAGUAAAACUCCAAAUCCCAAAUCCUCCCGUCUCACCCAAACCACAAGAGGCUAGACUGGAGACAGAAAGGGGGGAAGAAGAACAAAAGGAGGAGGAGGAGAAGAAAACAAGUGUGUAUAAACGGAGGUGGAAGAGAGAACAACACCAUCGGGCUGACCGUCGCCAUGGUGACAGGUCCAGCCUGGUGCCAGACCUGGAUGACUGUCGCCAUGGUGACAGGUCCAGCCUGGUGCCAGACCUGGAUGACUGUCGCCAUGGUGACAGGUCCAGCCUGGUGCCAGACCUGGAUGACUGUCUGGAUCUUUUCACAUGAAGCAGUGGCUCUGCAAGCGUGCUGACUAGGGUUAUAGUGGUGAGCAGGGUCGUCCUUCAAUCAGAGGAUCGGUGGUUCGAUCCCCGGCUCCGCUAGCCCAUGUCCAUGUGUCCUUGGGCAAGACACUUAACCCCAAAUUGCUCCUGUAGCUGUGCACACGGUGUGUGAAUGUGUGUGAAUAUUAGCUCCUCCCAUCAGUGUGUGAAAGGGUGAAUGAUUUCAUGUAGUGUUGAUGCGCUUUGAGAAAAGAUCUCUACAAGUACAGUUUAUUUACCAUGUACAUGCUCCCGUCAUGACUGACUCGAUAAUAUUGCCUAUAGUUAGUUUUAUUUUUGAGAGCUGGGGUCUGUAUCACUAAGAGGAUCACCAUGGUAACCCACACUGCAUCGCUAACCUGCUCUGGAGAAGGUUUGAGUCAAUAGAUCAUAGAGUAAUGUUCUGUCAUUUCUACACCGCCCCAACAUGGACAGAAGAACUGCAUUAACAAUAAAACAUCAGAAGACACUUUGUUUACCAUGAUUUCAGAAAUGAAACAUUCUGUACUUGUUGAAUAAUUCUAAUUGCAAAGUGUGAGCUAUCAGCAAAGGUACGCUCCCAUGGGGCCUUGACUCAUGGGCGUGCUGCUACUGUUUGUCUAGUUUUAAAUGACAAUGCAUCCUUUGUCUGCCAGCUCAGGCUCAUUCUAGACCAAAUGACCGUAUCGUAGGAGAGCUUUAACCUCGGAGGGUUUUCCCAGAACACUGCAGUCCGGUUGCUUGAUGAUGGUCAUCAUAUGCAAGACUGGAAUUAGAUCAAACCUGUGUUGUCAGCAACACAAAUGUUCUUUUUCAUUCAUAUCUAAAGGGUUGAAAUCACAUAUGUGUGUUCACAGGGCCACUGGUUCUAGUUGGAGAAGAUGUACCUGUUAACUGGUUUACAGUCACCUUAUACUGGCUCGGUGUGGGAGGUACACUUCCUCACACACUGUUCGGUGCACUGUGUUGAAGCUAUACAAUCUGUGCAAUGUAAUACUUAAGACUUGUCGUCCUGUCAGAUGUGUGCCUAAGCUUUGACUGAGAGCUUAUGAUGUCAUGUCUCGGUCUUAACACUGGAGGGCAGCAAUGCUUUUGUAUCAGAACUCCAAGGUGUAUCAGUCUUUAGUGACAGUCACUGGGAUCGAACUAUGCUACUGUAUACAUCUGAAUAAAUGUGAUCUUUUUUUUUAAUC